This is a messenger RNA of Equus quagga, 648 nucleotides long. RefSeq names its product putative tripartite motif-containing protein 61. NCBI's taxonomy places the organism in Eukaryota, Metazoa, Chordata, Mammalia, Perissodactyla, Equidae. Gene Ontology annotation, molecular function: zinc ion binding. The record is from RefSeq and is a predicted model, not a curated record.
AUGGCCUUUGCAGUCUCCCUGGCCAAGCUCCAGGCAGAAGCCAGCUGUCCUAUCUGCCUCGAUUACCUGAGAGACCCAGUGACCAUUCACUGUGGGCACAACUUCUGUCUGUCCUGCAUCCACCAGCGCUGGGAAGACCUACAGGACAUCUUCCCCUGUCCUGUGUGCCUCCACCACUGUCCUGACAGGAACUUGAAGAACUCCCAGUUACGUCACCUGACUGAAAUUGUUAAGCAGCUGCCCACCACGAGGAGCAGGAGGAAAGGGCAGGAAGAGACCCUGUGCGAGAAGCACAAUCAGGUUCUGGCCCUGUUCUGCGAGGAGGAGCUGGAGCUGUUGUGUCCCCAGUGCAGGGUCUCCUCUGAUCACCGGGAUCACCUGGUGACACCCAUUGAGCAAGCUGCCGCUAGUCACAGGAGGAGGCUCAAAAGCUACAGUGAGCCCCUGAGGGAGCAGGGUGAGGAUGCUGAGAAGAGGUUAGAAAUCCACAUUUCAAAACCAUUUGAAUUGCGGGGAAAGAUGAAGAUUCAGCAGGGGGAAUUCUACUCUGAUUUUAAACAAUUUAAGAGUUUCCUGGGGCAGCCCCGUGGCCAAAUGGAAGACAAUGCUGUUCAAGAAAAACUGAAUGAAGACGAAGUAAAAUUCUGA